GCUAAGAACCCAAUGUAGACCGAGCUUUAAGCAUGCGUUCUGCGACACGUGGUUUGUCGGCGAGAUGUCUCCCACCCUCCAUCACAUAUUAAAUUUUUCGAUAUUUAAACCCGAAAAGGAAGAGUAAUUUAGCCUGUGAGAUAGAGGGUGACGUAACAUCGAGGCAAUUUUCAUCAUGGCAGCUUAAACGUAAAUACAAGUAGAAGACCAACCAGCUGGAGUAAAACAUCCAGAGUUAAUUAAAGUAUAUGAAUGUUGUUUUUAGACGGUCUAUUUUAUUUUCGCGACUAAGUAAAUCAUUCCGUUUUAGUAGUACUUCCAGUAUGGUUGAUCGUGUUAAAUUAUUUCAAACUAUUGGUCUGACCAAACAAAAGUCUGAAGAAACAGUAAAAAAUAAAGCAUUGAGCACUAAACUGGAAUCUAUUGUGCUACAAGCAGGUGACUCAAUCGACAAGCCUGUGGGCACAUUAUUGUACAGCUUGGCUGGUAGUAAUCUAGAUGAUACUGCAAAUAUAAAACUAGUUGUUAAGUAUGUGGUCAACCGGAAAAUCAAUGCAGUCAAUCAAUUAAAUGCUGCCAUUGAUUUCCUUAAAAGCAACUCAUUCAAUGAAAAAUUAUUCGAAGAUUCAUGUGGUAUUGAUGUUUCAUACACACCAGACCAGAUUGAGGAUUGCGUGGAAAGUGUUUUGAAGAAACACAUGAGCGAGCUUAAAGAAAAAAGAUAUCAUUUUAAUAUAGGAACUCUCCUAGGAGAAGUGUCUAAGCAACUGAAAUGGGUCGAUAUGAAGAAAGUGAAAUCUGAAAUUGAUAUGCAGUUGUUGGAUGUCCUUGGUCCAAAAACAGAGGAAGACAAAAAGCCCAUAAAUAAAAAGGCAGGUAAAAAAAAUACUGAAAAGAAAACAGAUGCCUCAAAUAAAACUAACGAACAACAAGCACCAGUUGAUCUUCCCACCAUCAUGAAAAUAAUUGACCCAAAAAGUAUGUAUCUGUCUGGUGAAGCCACUAAAUUUCACAAACCAGGAGAAAAUCACCUCACUGAUGGCUAUCAGACAACACCAAAAACUAUGGAGUUACUCAAGAGUCAUUUAGAUGAAUACAAAGAUCAAGUUCGGACACGUUUCCCACCCGAACCAAAUGGAAUUCUUCAUAUCGGACAUGCUAAAGCUAUCAAUUUCAACUUUGGUUAUGCAAAAGCUUAUGAUGGCAUAACCUUUUUACGCUACGAUGACACGAAUCCUGAAAAAGAAGAAGAAAAAUUUUUUACAGCCAUCUUAGACAUGGUGAAGUGGUUAGGUUUCGAACCGUAUAAAAUAACACAUGCAUCGGACUACUUUAAUGAGUUAUAUAAUUACGCAGUGGAAUUAAUUAAAAGAGGAAAUGCUUAUAUAUGUCAUCAACAGUAUGAGGAGAUCAAAGGUCACAAUCCACCAGAAAGUCCUUGGAGAAACCGCCCUAUAGAAGAGUCAUUACAGCUGUUCGAAGAUAUGAAGAGGGGAAAGUUAGAUGAAGGGGAAGCCACUUUACGUAUGAAGACAGUGAUGGAAGAUGGAAAGAUGGAUCCUGUGGCAUAUAGAAUCAAAUUUACGCCUCAUCAUCGAACUGGAGAUAAAUGGUGUAUCUACCCUACGUAUGAUUUUACUCAUUGUUUGAACGACUCAUUAGAACAUAUCACUCACUCGCUAUGCACAAAAGAAUUCCAAGCGAGACGUUCUUCUUAUUACUGGCUGUGUAACGCUCUCGAUGUGUACUGUCCAGUACAGUGGGAGUACAGUCGCCUCAACUUAAACUACACCGUGGUGUCGAAACGUAAGAUAGCAAAACUUAUUACCAAUAAAGUGGUGGCUGAUUGGGAUGACCCUCGCUUGUUCACACUUACUGCUCUGCGGAGAAGAGGUGUUCCACCAGAAGCUAUAAAUUUGUUUUGUGCUAAGAUUGGUGUAACAAUGUCUCAAACGACACUUGACCCGUCAAUGUUGGAUUCAUGCAUUAGAGAUGUUCUUAACGUUACAGCACACAGAGCAAUGGCUGUGUUGGAUCCAUUAAAAAUCGUCAUUACCAACUUUGAUAAGUCAGACGUAGAAAUCGAAGUUCCAAACAUCCCAACCGAUAAAAUAGCUGGAACACAUACAGUACCGUUCGGAAAAAUUAUUUACAUUGAAAAGUCUGACUUUAGAGAGAAAAGAGACAAAGAUUACAAAAGACUAGCUUGUGAUCAAACAGUCGGGUUGAGACAUGCUGGCAAAGUUAUCACAGUUAAAGAUGUUAUUAAGGACGGAGAUGAUAUAGUGGAAGUUCAUGUGACAUGUGAGAACAGUAGCAAAGAAAACAAACCAAAAGCUUUUAUUCAUUGGGUGUGCAAUCCUAUUGAGUGUGAAGUCAGAAUGUAUAACAGGCUAUUUAAUCAUCCGAAUCCGGAAGAUGCAAAAGAAGUUCCAGGUGGUUUCCUCACCGACGUUAAUCAGAAUUCUUUGACAGUCAUCAAGAGCGCCUAUGUGGACUUGUCAGUGAAAGGUGCUGAUGUGUUGUCGAGAUAUCAAUUCGAAAGAACUGGGUUCUUUGCUGUGGACAAAGACAGCACGUCUGAAAAGAUGGUGUUUAAUCAGACUGUAGCCUUAAAAGAAGAUGUUGCGAAGAACUAGAUGUUCUCAAAUAAAAUAUAAAUAAAGAAAAGAAAAACUGAAUUUUUAGUGUAGAAUUAGAACAUUGUGACAACUUACAAUGAAACGACUUUUUUUUCGAACCAUUAUUGUAUCAAGGAUCUAUUUCUCUUUUCCAUUCAUGGGAAAAGCUUAUUUUUGCGAACAAGAAAAUUAGUGUGUGCGUUA
Molecule: messenger RNA, 2825 nt
Organism: Hydractinia symbiolongicarpus
Lineage: Eukaryota; Metazoa; Cnidaria; Hydrozoa; Anthoathecata; Hydractiniidae
Product: glutamine--tRNA ligase-like
Exons: 17
Coding region: 249-2639 (796 amino acids)
Biological process (GO): glutaminyl-tRNA aminoacylation; translation
Cellular component (GO): cytosol; aminoacyl-tRNA synthetase multienzyme complex; cytoplasm
Molecular function (GO): glutamine-tRNA ligase activity; ATP binding
Source: RefSeq, a predicted model, not a curated record